AAAAUUCACAUAUAAGUGCAAUUAAAUAAUACAUUUGACAUUUUAUUUUGCCAAACAUUUUAAAUUGUGCAUUUUUAUAAUUUAAUAUAAUUUAUAUUAUACUAAAUUAAAUAAAAGUUAAACAUCGUUAUAAUUAACUUUACUUAAAAUGAGACACAUUUUAAUAGUAUUAUCGUUCAUGUUUAUAGUCGCCAACAAUUACUGGCUUAAUUGUGUGGCUGAUGAUGACCUGGAAAAGUUACACAAAAUACAAUCACUACUGUGUGUCCCCAAUAAGACGGACACAGCUAUUAUGGAUAAAGUGAUUGAAUGCGAACACAAACACAAUCAAACGGCUGAAGAGAUAGCGUUUGCUAAGAAACUUGCAAUCAAACUAACUGAUUGCGCAAAAAAAGCUGAUGUGAGCGCCUACACCAAAGUGGAUCAAACAGUUAUGGAGCGCAAGGGAGCAUUGAUUAUGUAUUGUGAUAAAGAGUUUUUCAAUUGUAUGGUCAAAGUGUUUGUCGAUAAUAAAGAUUUAAUGGAUGAGCAUGAUCGUUUAAACAAGCCAGAAGACAAAGCGGUUGAAGUUAAAACUCAUCAAUGCAUACUGGACGUGUUCAAGAAUUAGGGAUGACAAAUUAUGAACAUGAACCAGAACAUUUAAUUUGACAGUGACCACUACUCUUUAUUCUUAUAAUUGAACAUUUAUUUUCACCCUUAUUAGAAUUGAACAUGGA
Molecule: messenger RNA, 719 nt
Organism: Oppiella nova
Lineage: Eukaryota; Metazoa; Arthropoda; Arachnida; Sarcoptiformes; Oppiidae
Source: the annotation of a GenBank genome assembly